This is a messenger RNA of Nicotiana tabacum (common tobacco), 1982 nucleotides long. Lineage: Eukaryota; Viridiplantae; Streptophyta; Magnoliopsida; Solanales; Solanaceae. The record is from RefSeq and is a predicted model, not a curated record.
GUUUUGACAUAUGCUCAGCAGUCGAAGGAACAGGCCAGCAUAGAACAAGACAAACUUGCCAAAAGAAUCCAAGAGUUCAGGACACAAGCUGAGCUUAAUCAUAUGCGGGGAUCCAGUAACCUUGGUACUUCAACUAGUUCUAUAGCCUCAAAUGGUGUUGGUAUGAAUUCAGACAAAAAUAUAGAAGCAAUUAUGCAGUCCAGUGCAGAAGGAGCGGUCCAAACUAUUAAGCAGGGAUAUCUUUUGAAAAGAUCUUCCAGUUUGAGGGCAGAUUGGAAGAGACGGUUCUUCGUACUUGACAGUCUUGGCAAUUUAUAUUAUUACAGGCUCAAGGGUGCACAGAUGGGCUCCCCGUCAUCUCAUCCCUCCGGUGUUGACAACAAUAGUAGUGUAUUUGGCAGAUUCCGGACAAGGUAUAGGUCGUCAUCCCUUGGAGAGGAGAAUUUAGGCUGUCGUACUGUUGAUCUUCAUACUUCUACAAUAAAACCUGAUGCGGAGGACACAGACCUGAGGCUUUGCUUCAGAAUUAUUUCGCCAUUAAAAACUUAUACAUUGCAGGCUGAAAGUGAAGCUGAAAGAGUUGACUGGAUGAAUAAAAUCACCGGAGUGAUUGCGUCCCUUUUGAAUUCUCAUCUACAUAAGUUUGAUCCUAGUAAAAAUGACGUUGAUAGUAGCAACGGUACCUAUGCUGCUUCUUUAAAUGUUCAAGGGGCUGUUAGUGGCGAAAAUGCACUAGCUACCAUGAGAGUCAAUCAGGCCGAUUCUGUUUCUAGGAUUCUCAGAGAAGUUCCUGGAAAUGACACGUGUGCUGACUGUGGUGCUUCAGAACCUGAUUGGGCAUCUCUAAAUCUUGGUAUCUUAAUUUGCAUAGAAUGCUCGGGAAUUCAUCGGAACCUUGGUGUUCAUAUCUCAAAGGUCAGGUCCAUCACGUUAGAUGUCAGGGUUUGGGAGCCUACCAUCUUGGAUCUAUUUCGCACAUUGGGUAAUUCUUACUGUAACUCGGUGUGGGAGGAGCUGCUUCUACUUCCAAGUGGCAGAUCAACAAAUGUUGAUUCUAUUCAAUCUGUUUCCAAGCCAAGCCCGAAAGAUGGCUUUCAUGAAAAGGAGAAGUACAUUUUGGCAAAGUAUGUUGAAAAGCAGGUUGUGAAUAAAGAAGCUCUUGCACCGUACAACAACAAUCGUGCCACCAGCAUCUGGGAAGCAGUUAGGAGUAAUAAUGUGAAGGAAGUCUAUCGAAUUAUUGUAAUGUCAGAUGUGAAUAUAAUCAACACUACCUAUGAUGAGGUCAAAGGUGCUAAAAUAUACCAUGAAAUUCAUGAAAAUGAUUCAAAAUUAGGCUUUGAUGAUUCCAAAAAGAAACAUCAAAACCCAGCAGGCUGUCAGGACAUCAAGCUUUGCCGUCAAGGAUGUUCUUUGUUACAUCUCGCAUGCAACGAUGACAGUCCAGUGAUGCUUGAACUUCUUCUGCAAUUUGGUGCAGAUAUAAAUAGGCGUGAUUUUCAUGGAAGGACUCCUCUACAACAUUGUAUCUGCACGGGGAGACACCACUUGGCAAAAUUUUUGCUUAGAAGAGGUGCCCGUGCAUCGAUCAAGGAUUACGGUGGACUCAGUGUGCUGGAAAGGGCCAUGGAGAUGGGUGGAAUCAAAGAUGAGGAGUUAUUUGUCCUGCUUACCAAGAGUGAGUGAAAUGGGCAAUUUUUUUCAAUUGGCAACUCCUCAGCUUCCAACUUCUUUAAAUUGUAAAGCAUGUUGUUCAUUAAAUGCUUACUAUUUUCUCCUCUAAUAUUUGAAAUUCAAUUUGUCUCUCCCUCUCUCUGGUUUACGUUGUUGAUGUUUGGUGAAGUUCCGAAAGAAACAAGAACCAGUGCAGUGUUCACAAAUCCUUUUUUGACAUUGUUAGUUUUUGAAACAACCAUUCUAGAUGUUAAGAGUAAAAAGUUGUAAACCUUCCUGAAUGAAACUGGAAGUUUGCUUUUUCAUCA